This is a messenger RNA of Anopheles darlingi, 6191 nucleotides long. RefSeq lists its product as uncharacterized. The transcript is spliced from 7 exons. The coding region runs from base 713 to 5140 and encodes 1475 amino acids. Lineage: Eukaryota; Metazoa; Arthropoda; Insecta; Diptera; Culicidae. The record is from RefSeq and is a predicted model, not a curated record.
AAGAAAAUUUAUCUCCUUUUUCCGCGGUUCCAUUUUCAUUAAUUUUCCGCGUAGUUUUCCUUCAAAACAGCCUCCUCGCUUGCGCUUGUUUUAAGUGCAGUUCAAGGCGUGCCGGCACGAAUUAAUCGCCUGCUUUUGUGUCCAACAAGGCGCGUGUGUGUGUGCGGAUUCGCAAACAACAAUUUUUUUUGCGAGCAUCGGGGGUGGAGGGUUGAUAGUGCGACCGCUAUGGAAGUUUAGGUUCUUGGUUCCUUUUUUGCGAUUGCUUUGAUUUUACACGUUCACCAGAGGUCCGGGGCCGUGGCAAUAAUCGGUGCGAAAUUUUGCUGUGCGUGCAAAAUUUGCUCCAGAGUCAGGGAAAUCGCUGUUGCACCACGCCACGUUCUCGGUUGGUUUCGCGGUGGCCGUCGUUGAAAUCACAUGCGCGAAGUGAGGUGCGUUUGGUGCGAUACAGGGGGACGCGUCACGCAGUAGUAGCGAGUUGAAGGCGAAAGAUUGAUAAGGCGCGUUUGUUCGCUUGUGCCUCGGUCUCGGUGGAAGCGAAGAAGGUCAUACGAAUGUAAAAAACCCGCUAACGCAUCACCACGACCACGACGGUGCGUUUUUAUCAAUUCAUAAAGCGCGACACUAUCACCAGCAUCAUCGACAGUAGCACAAACAUACGGCCGAUCCACCGGCGAGCGACACACCACGUCCGGCAGACUGCACAGAUAUGGAACCAGCCGCCGCAACCUCAGCAGCAGCACCAGCAGCACCAACGCAGCAAGAGGAAGGAGGUGAACUUCCGGAACCUGCCGACGAAGCAAUCGUUUCCACCAGCGAUCAUCCGGACGGAAAACAAUCAACGGACGAACCAGACACGGUGCAGAGCAGUGGCAAGGAGACUGAAGCGGAGGAACUACCGCCGGCGGUACCUUCCGGAAGAGUUACGCCUGAAAAGCUAAAUGUUGCCGCCCAGCAACAGGAAGAUUGUGCCGAGCUGGAGGAGACGGUCGAGAUUGAAAGCUCACCGGAAAAGUCCUACACAGACCUAAAAGAUGCCACCGGUGUGCAAAGUCCUGAGGAAGAAAUAUUUUCUAUCGACGAGGAUGACGAUAAUGAGCAUCCCCAGCGUGAGGACGACGAUGAUUAUCUAGAGAUGGACGAGGAUGAGGAUGAAGACAUCUACGUCGAGACUACCGAUCGCAUCGGAUCGCACGAAUCGAUGGACAAUGAGUCGGAGAAGCAAGAGCUUAGCACCGACGAGUACACCGAUGAGGAUGAAAUCGUCAGCACCGAGAAGACGCCGACGAGGCGCGGAGAAAAACGUAAACUUUCCCGCGGAAGUGAUCGUGAGGAGGACGAGGAGCAGGAGCAUGACGAAGACGAAGAUGAAGCUGAAGAAGAGGAGGACGAUGAUGAUGUGGUGCAAGUAUUAACAGAUGAUGAUGAAGACGACGAUGAAGAGCCAGAUGAAGAUGAACCUGAAGAGGAGGACGAUGGUGUAGAUGCUGUAGCCGUGUCUCCUGAAAGCAAGUUGGUUAGAUUUCGUGCUAACUCCGACAGCAGUGACUCCCUGGCAGCGGAGAGUAAACCAAGAAUAAAAGUGAAAUACAGGAGCUACAAGCAGCGUUUUACGGCGACCGCACGGAAACGGGCCCUAAAAAUAUUAAACAAGCGAAGGAUGCACGUAAUGGAAGAGCGUAGCAAUCGGUUCCUUAUGUGUCCGGAUGAAGCCAUAUUUAUUGCGAAACCCGCUAUUGGGCUACCGAAAGUUAGCAAGCCUGAAGCGUGCGAGCAACCGAGCAUCCUAACCGGCAAGAGUACUACCGUUAGUGAAACCAAAGAAGCCACCGAGACGACGGUGGACAGCGAAGCUACACCAGGAAUCCCAUCACCGGUUGUUGGACGUAAGGAGGACGACAAAUCCUCAAACACAACUACCAUCUCUAGUACCACGACUCCCGAAGGCGACAAGAUGCCCACGGCGACGGCAAUGGAGCAGGUACCGGAGAGGAUCGCUGACUCAAGCGAUGAUGCGCUCUCUGCGCUUUCUUCGAAGAAAUCGGUCAUAGCGGCCACCACACCAACGGUCAAUAGUUCCGCAAGCACGGAACCGUCGCCAGCUGCUGAUGCACAACCUAAGGUGGCGACUGAUGAGGCAGUGAAGGUGAUUGACGAGAAGGAAUCAAACCAACAGGUCAUAACCGAAAGUAAGGCAAUUGAAUCGACAGUUCCUACCGUAGAGUCGAGUCCAGAAGGGACAGAUGGUAUUAAGUUGACCAAAAAUUACCCGGAAGAACACAAGGAAGAAGAGGAACAGCAACAGCAGUUAGAAGAGAGUAAGCAAGAUAGUUCUAAAUCGCCAUUAUCAUCCACUGACAAACAGGCAUCGGGGUCGGAUGAUACGUAUUCCGAGAAAUCCGAAGAUCGGUCCGAGGUUAGUGAAGAGAAUGAAUCGGAGGAGAGCGCCAUUGAUUUAUCGUCCUCUAGUGAUGAUAGCACACCACGAAAGGAGAAACGAUCCGGAACUGACUCGAGCAGUUCUGCACCAUCCAGAGAGCAGCAAUCGAAGGAAAUUGUUGCCAAGUGCACUUUGGAUGCGGUAAACAUGGGUAGCGGAGAAGAGGCUUCAAAGGAGAAUGAUGAUGGUGUCGUAACCUCGACACCGCUUGCAUCGAGUGACAAGAUACGCCAAAAGCGCGCAGAGCGGGCAGAACAAGCGAUGGAAGAGGAAGAACUACAAGUUAAGAAUGAAGUUGAUCAAACAACGGCGGUCAGUGGGUCGGAGCCGGAUGUGCAGAAUCUUUCCAAGGCGAAACCGCUGGCCAGAAGCAGCACGGUGGGUGAGGUUACUAAAGAAACUGCAUCUGCCAUGGAGCUGGAUCCUCCAUCAACAAGUCGAAAACGACGUCGCUCGGUAGACGAGGGAGGCAGCGAGUCGGCGACCACCAAUGUGCCAUCGGCAACGAUAACGGAUGAACCAAUGGAACCGGCUAAAAAGUUGAAGGUGGAUAUAGAAUCCAACUAUCAACGGCACGAGCGUGUGGUGAAUGAGUACAUUGAAUCGACACAGAACACCUCGGUCGAUGAAAUCCAAAGCCAUACGGAUUUGUUAGUGAAGGAGAUAGCGCAGCUCAAUGAGAUGAUUCGCGAUACUGAGACAAAGUGGAACAAUCUAUUGCACCUGAAAAAGGUAAAGGAAGAGAUAUUGCUACGGUUGAAUCGUCGGAAGCAUGUGAUCGGUAUUACGGAUACUCCGCUGGGUGAUUCUUCGGUGUACAAUCAUGUGGAUUCAUCAAACUUUACCAACCAUCAUCAAAAGCACCAUUCAGGGCAACGAUCAUCAUCCGUGGGCCCUAGACCCCCGACACCACCACCAGAGGUGGAGAUUCGUCCCGCAUCGGUGACGCUAACGUCGUCUAGCAGCAACUACAUUAACGGUGACACUUCCGGUCACUAUAGCAAUCCAAUGAUCUCUAACCGUGGCGGCAGCAGCAGCAGCAGCAACAGCAAGCGGUAUGCCAACGCAAAGGAUACCAACAGCUUCAUAUCGCAGUUCAACAAUUCUAACAAUUCAGUUACGAUGGUACCACUGCAUGUGCCCAGUGCCUCGACCAACAUGAUGCUGAAUUCGAGAACAAACAACAAGAAUGACCGGUCCAGUACCGGCGGUGAGCAGCAUGGUCGUCAAUCCAAACCAGUGCUGAGCAAUCACCAACAAAUCCUAAACAAUCUAGCCAUUUCGGCUGGGCUUACAGCGUCCGGUAGCAAUUCAACGUCUCUGCAGAACGGUCAUCAUAACCCUUCGAGUGCGGCUCAGCAGCAACAACUUCAAAUCGGUCGCCAAGGAAUGCGAAAGGAUGUUAGCAGUAUUAUAGCCGACUACCGGCAGAAGCACCCAGAAAAUGUGCCACGCCGUGGUCGUCGUUUGAAAAAUAUCGGUUCCGGUAGCAACAUCAACAACGGUAGUAGCGCAGGCAAUGGCGGCAGCAAUCUGGGAUCUUUCGGUGAUGGUGGUGCCAUUAGCCUCACGGCACUUUCAGGAGGCAAAUCCAGACCAAGCUCCGUAGACAAUAUUGCCCAUCGCCUUACGGAAUUAUUAGCUGCUGCUGAGAAUUCACGCCCGUCGAGCAAUGAUUCGAGUCAGAGCACCUCGAAUCUGCUCUCGUCUUUGGUGUCCGCGCAAUCAACUUCCGGUGCAGCCGGCCAGCAGUUCCUUAAGGACGUGCUGGCACAGUUUGCAAAGAUGAGCCAAAACGAGCAGUGCCUGCUGUCGAACCUGCAGUUGCUGUCCAAUGUUAAUGCCGCCGCUAACACGGUAUCGUCUCCGCAGCACUCUCCCCAGAACCUGCAGAACCAUCUGCCGAACCAUCAUCUGCACCACCAGCAGAAGCAAUCGGGCUCAAAAGGUGGUUCCCUGCCCGAGGUAACGCUGCAUCCCGUAAUGAACUCGACGGCACACUCCGAACUUCUUGGAUCUCAUAAUAACAGCCUGGCCGGUACCGCCACCAAUCUGAGCGCCGUCAACUCUAGCACAACAAAUUCGUUGUUACACGGAAUUCUCACAAAAUCGACUUCCAGACCGGCGAGUGCUGGUGGUGUUAGUGCGGCGACAGUGGCCAACAUUAACACAUUCUCUCCCACCCUGGCACGCCUACUGACGGCUCCGGAGCGGAUGGGUGGAUCACAGCAAUCCGCCACCGUAACGUCCGGUGCUCUGGUCAAUCUGCCCGCGAACAGUUUCGUCAGCGGGUUGAAUCUGUCGAAAAACAAUUCGGAAAUUUCGAUUACACCCGUCAUGGGGCCAAGCUUGCAACAGACACUGCUUGCUCAACAGCAACAGCAGAUGCAGGAACAGCACAAGCAACUACAACGUCUUCGGGAUCACCAUCUGUUCAAGGGCGAACCAUAUCUCAACAUUGACGACGAAGCGGAUGACAGUGUCGAUCGGUUAGUAAUCGACGAGGGUGGCGAUGAUACAGGAUUACGCGAUGCGAAACGACGCGGAGCAGAAAUCAAUGAGAACGAUGUGCCACAAUGUCAAGGCUGCAAGAAAAAUGAAGCCCAGUUUGUCUGCGCUGGCUGUAAAAAUCAGUGGUACUGUAGCCGAGAGUGUCAGGUUAACGCAUGGGAUGACCAUUCAGAGGUUUGCUUGUAAGCAGCGAGCAGCGACGUUUUCAUCAUAAUUCAUAAAAGUGUAUAAGUAUAUAGCAAAAGUUUUGAAAGUUCUAUAUAUUCGUAAUAUGUAGUUCUAUAUAUUGUGCUGAAAGCUACAACUUGUGGUGCACAAUAUUUCACUUUUGGGCGACACGGCACUGACCAAGCCUCUGUUGGCCCUGAAGACAUUUAAAAGUGCCCCAGAAGGCUUAACACAACAACCACUUAUAACUAACUAGUUGAGAGAUAGCAAACUCUGUACACAGUAACUUCUUCGCAAGACAAGUAAUGGUUCAAGAGUUUCAUUACUCUUUUGCAUAUACUACUGUAAGCUCUGGUGUCGCCACACGAUAGACCCGGUGCACCGAAUGUAUUUAGAGGAAUGUACAAUCGAAAGGAGAGAGCAAGAGAGAGAGGCGAGGCGACAUUCAAAGAGUUUUGUUGCAGAGGGCUUCGUUCAUUUUAAUGUGAUACUUUCAAUGCAAAAGGAAGAAACGCAUUUUCUUAUAAUCCCACAAUACCAUCAUUGUUUGCGUUAGGAGAGCAUCUGCCACCUUGGUCAGAUAAUGAAGAUUUAUGUAUAGAUGAAGCGGUCAAGCGCAUUUGAAAUCAUGAAUGAAAUAUUAGAAAGGUGUGCAGCUUAGCGUUAUCUUAUUAUAAUUUGCACUUUUGAUACGGAUUAUUUGUAAUAAUUGAAUUAAAGACUUGCCCAUCUCGGGUGGUCUUGCUUUUCAGUGCAGCUUAACUCACAAAUUGUGUGAGGCAUACUGUAGGUUCCACGCGACACUAUCUACCGGAGCUACUUGUGGGAGUAUAAUGAGCGCUAGGCCAUUGCAGGUCGGAUUCGUCAGCAUAUACAGUGUCCGUGGAACAUGAUAGGGAGUAGUGGUACAUGUUAUCCAAUAUUAUUAUUCGCAACAGAAGCAACAAUAAUUUUAUGAUUGUCUAGUUGUGUAGGAAUGGAAGAAAAGAAAAUAUGCGAGAUCGUCAAACGGUGGUGAAAACAACAGUGAAAGCCAAAUAAAAGUUUAAGAGUAAGUACAGCCGUUUCU